AUGUCAAACAAAAGAAAAAAAGAGGUUGAAGUACCAAAAAAGAAAGAAAUUAUCAAUAAAAAAGUAGAAGAAGAGGAUGAAGAUAUAGAAGAGGAACAAUUGGAUGAUUCAGUUGAAAACGAGGAUGAGGUUGUCGAAGAAUUACAAGAAGAAGCAGAAGAGGAAGGAGACGCAGAAGAAGAGGAGGAUGAUAGUCAAGGUACUGGUUUAAAGAGAAAAAAGAAAACAACUUAUAUUAUCAAACCAAUGUCAAAAGAGAGAGUUCAACAAUUAGAACAAGAGAAUCAAGAAAAAGGUAUCAUCUAUCUCUCUACUAUACCAGAGAAGAUGACACCUUCGAAAUUAAAGAAUUUGCUAUUAAAGUAUGGAACUGUUACAAGAAUGAAACUUAUCAAAGCAAAUGUCGAUCGUAAAGCAUAUAGAAACGAUAUGUACAAAGAAGGUUGGAUUGAAUUUAGUGAAAAGAAGAUCGCAAGAAAGAUAGCAUUACUCCUGCACAAUCAACCGAUGGGAGGUAAAAACAGAGAUAUUCAUAAGGAUUGUUUGUGGAACAUUAUAUAUCUACCAAAGUUCAAAUGGCAUCAUCUCAUGGAUAAAUUGGUUCAAAAGAGAUUAGAAAGAGACAAGAAGAUUCAAUUGGAGUUGAAUCGUGUAAGAAAGGAGAAUGUUCAAUUCAUGGAACAAGUCGAAAAAUCAAAGAUCAUUGCUGGUGUUAAUACAAAGAAGAACAAAGAGAACAACAAAGUCAUCAGAACAUUCAAACAGAGAUCUGUUCACGAAGAGAAACCUGAUUUCGAGCCAAAAGAAAACUCUAAAAAGAAAUUAAAAAAUUAA
This is a messenger RNA of Heterostelium album PN500, 834 nucleotides long. RefSeq names its product RNA-binding protein (gene esf2). Lineage: Eukaryota; Evosea; Eumycetozoa; Acytosteliales; Acytosteliaceae. The transcript has 2 exons. Gene Ontology annotation, molecular function: RNA binding. Bases 1 to 834 code for a protein of 277 amino acids. Gene Ontology annotation, cellular component: nucleolus. The record is from RefSeq and is a predicted model, not a curated record. Gene Ontology annotation, biological process: small-subunit processome assembly; endonucleolytic cleavage to generate mature 5'-end of SSU-rRNA from (SSU-rRNA, 5.8S rRNA, LSU-rRNA); endonucleolytic cleavage in 5'-ETS of tricistronic rRNA transcript (SSU-rRNA, 5.8S rRNA, LSU-rRNA).